Molecule: messenger RNA, 1194 nt
Organism: Caenorhabditis angaria
Lineage: Eukaryota; Metazoa; Nematoda; Chromadorea; Rhabditida; Rhabditidae
Source: the annotation of a GenBank genome assembly
AUGACGGAAAAAGUCGAAAGAGAUCGGCUCCCAAAACAAAAUGAUGAAAUUGUGGUAUGUAAUUCCUCUAUUCUCUAAAAAUUUUAUCAGGCAUAAAUUAUAGACUGAAAAUGGUAGAAAAUAUAAACUUGGUCGUGCACUUGGAGAUGGCGGAUAUGGUGUUGUAUUUAUUUCGGAAUUUGAUAAUUGUGAAAUUGCUGUCAAGACGGAGAAAUUCUCAAAAUCUCAAUUAAAAGUUGAAAUCGAAGUAUUGCGAGCAGCACAACAAAUGGGAUGUAAACAUUUUUGUAGUUUGAUUGAUUGUGGAACAAAAGGAAAAGAUUUCGAUUAUUUGAUUAUGACUUUAUUAGGGAAAGAUCUUCAUAAAAUGCGAUGCGAAUUGGAAGAUAAAAAAUUCUCAAUGAGCACAGCAAUUCGAGCUGGAAUUCAGACUAUCAAAGUUUGUUUAUACAUAACUUAGUUUCUAAAUUAUCAUUUUUUAUUCAGGCUUGUGAGGAGUUGCAUCGAAUUGGUUUUAUUUCGCGAGAUGUGAAACCCGGUAAUUUUGCACCAGGUGUAAAACAAAAUCGACAAAACCGAAUUAUUUUCAUGUUUGAUUUUGGUUUAUCACGAAAAUAUGUAGAUCAGAACAAUAAUUUGAUACCAAAUCGAAAAGAAGUUGGAUGGAGAGGAACUACUAGAUAUGGAAGUUUGGAUGCUCAUAAAAGACUCGAUUUGGCAAGAAAAGAUGAUAUUGAAAGUUGGUUUUAUGGAUUGGUUGAAAUGACAAAAGGAACACUCCCAUGGAGAAAUGUGACAAAUCGAACAAAUGUGCAAAAAGCAAAAGAAUUAGCAAGAACAACAACUCGAGUACAAUUUUUAUUUGAAACACCUCCACAAUAUGAUAAAAUUCUGACAAUGAUUGAUGCUUAUACUUUUGAAUCAACACCUGAAUAUUCGAAAAUCAUAAAACUUCUCAAUGAGGUAUUUGAGAAAAAUAAUCAUAGACUUAUUCAUAAUUCAUUUUCCAGGUGAAAGAAGCUGCUGCAAUACGAGAUAAAGAAGCUUGGGAUUGGGAAGAUGAAUCCAAAUCGACAACUGUCAAUACGGUUUCUUCAUUUUCUGAUAAACAAAAUCGAGCGAGUAAAGAGAAAGCGUGAGUAUUACUGUAUAUUUUCGUAUAUUUAAAAAUGUUUUUAUUCCAGGACGAAAUAG